GCAUCUCAGGCAGGCAACGCGACCAACAUGGCGGCCUCCGUGUGUCAGUGUUACCAGCACAUUGCCAGGAGGAGUUUGGUAUUGCUAACCACACGCCCGUGUUUGUCCACAUAUGACAGAUCUCAUGUCCACAGGAUAUGUGGGUCCAUCACAAGCGCCUCACAGGUCCGGUAUUCUUCGGGAGGAGGUAGAAGGAAAGGCUUUCUGGGCGAGUUUCUGGAUAAUCUGAAGCAGGAGCUGAGCAAGAACAAUGAGAUGAAGGACAACAUCAAGAAAUUUCGGGAGGAGGCCAAAAAGCUGGAAGAAUCGGAGGCUUUGCAGCAAGCGAGGAGGAAAUAUAAAACGAUCGAGUCUGAGACGGUGAAGACGUCCGAGGUGCUGAAGAAGAAGCUGGGGACGCUGUCGGAGACGGUGAAGGAGGGCCUGGAAGAGGUCGGCCGCUCGGAUAUCGGAAAGAAAAUCAAAGAGGGGAUGGAGGAGGCGGCCAAAACGGCCAAGCAGUCGGCGGAGAGCGUGUCCAAGGGCGGAGAGAAGCUGGGAAAGACCGGCGCCUUCCGAGCAAUCUCACAGGGUAUGGAGAGCGUGAAGAAGGAGAUCGGGGACAUCGGGCAUGACGGGCCCUACAGAGCUCCCUCUAGAUUGCGCAAGAGAAGCGAAUUCUCAUCUAAAGCUGCAGAGGCGGAGGCCAAGGUCUUCGAAGCCAACGAGGAUGCGACGGGUAUGGUGCUUCACAGAGACUCCAAGUGGUUUCAGCAGUGGAAGGACUUUAAGGACAAUAAUGUAGUUUUUAACAGAUUCUUCGAGAUGAAGAUGAAAUACGACGAGAGCGACAACGCUUUGAUCAGAGCGUCUCGGGCCGUCACAGACAAGAUGACGGAUCUGAUAGGUGGAUUAUUCUCCAAGACUGAGAUGUCCGAGGUUCUCACUGAGAUCCUGAAGGUGGACCCCAGCUUCGACAAGGACUCGUUUCUCAAACAGUGCGAGAAGGACAUCAUCCCAAACGUCUUAGAGGCCAUGAUCCAAGGAGAGCUCGAAGUCCUCAAGGAUUGGUGCUACGAAGCUACUUACAGCCAGUUGGCGCAUCCCAUUCAGCAGGCCAAAGCCAUGGGACUGCAGUUCAGCUCCAAGAUUCUUGACAUCGACAACGUAGACUUGGCCAUGGGGAAGAUGAUGGAGCAAGGUCCCGUCCUCAUCAUCACCUUCCAGGCUCAGCUGGUCAUGGUGCUCCGUAACCCGAAGGGCGAGGUGGUGGAGGGCGACCCGGAGAAAGUGCUCAGGAUGAUGUACGUCUGGGCCCUGUGUCGAGACCAGGAGGAGUUUAAUCCCUACGCCGCCUGGAGGCUGCUGGACAUCUCGGCUUCCAGCACGGAGCAGGUUCUCUGAGGACCCUCGCCUCGCACGCCUGGCUCAGCCGCGUGGAUCUCGCCCUGAUGUGGGACCGGACUCUCGAUCUCCAUCCUCGCCGGCUGUUUCCGAAACUCAUGCCGGUGGUUCCGUCACUGGACCGAUAGUGAUGUUUCUGACCGGAUGCUCGUGUGACUCUGGACCGAUCGCCGUGCACUUCCACUCGCCGCGACCCAGUACGGAGAGUGAACAUGUGUUAUUGUGUGUGUUUACUGCGCAGGAGGGUCUGUGGUAAAGCAGCGCCACCUUAAAGGAAGAGAUCCGUCAGACGUGCUGAUUGGCUCACGUUCAGUACGACGUGACGUUCUACCGAUCGUUAGCCAUGUUGGCGUCGUUCUGAGCGAGACCCGAAAGACAUUCUCAUGUAGUUAUAAUGACACGUAUUAAUGAAUCCAUUCCCAACUCUAAUAUGAAAUAAAAAGGAAGUGGAAGAAAA
Messenger RNA from Trichomycterus rosablanca, 1840 nucleotides. RefSeq names its product translocase of inner mitochondrial membrane 44 homolog (yeast) (gene timm44). Gene Ontology annotation, cellular component: mitochondrial inner membrane. Lineage: Eukaryota; Metazoa; Chordata; Actinopteri; Siluriformes; Trichomycteridae. Bases 28 to 1383 code for a protein of 451 amino acids. The record is from RefSeq and is a predicted model, not a curated record. The transcript has 13 exons. Gene Ontology annotation, molecular function: protein-folding chaperone binding. Gene Ontology annotation, biological process: protein import into mitochondrial matrix.